Carica papaya (papaya) is the source of this 2678-nucleotide messenger RNA. Its product is annotated as Transketolase. Gene Ontology annotation, cellular component: cytosol. Lineage: Eukaryota; Viridiplantae; Streptophyta; Magnoliopsida; Brassicales; Caricaceae. Gene Ontology annotation, biological process: pentose-phosphate shunt. Gene Ontology annotation, molecular function: transketolase activity. The record is from RefSeq and is a predicted model, not a curated record.
CAAAAUAAAACCAAACAAAUCCGGACUCGCUUCCCACAAUACCAAAGUUACAGGGAGGGUCGAUUUCUCCAACCACCAACCCCCCUCUUCUCCUCUCUUCUUCUCCUUCUCUCUUUAAUCUAAACAACAACAACAACAACAACAACAACAAUGGCUUCCACUUCAUCUGUAACCCUGUCCCAGGCCCUCCUCGUCCGAGGUCUAUCGCACCACUGCACCACUCAGUCCACGGACUACCGAGUCUCCCUCUCCACGCUUUCUGUCCCGUCCUUUUCGGGUCUUAAAUCCUCACCUUCUUCCUCCUCACGUGCCAACACCUCCCGUCGCCGCCUCCCCACGCGCCACAACACCCACAACUUGGUACGCGCAGCUGCAGUAGAGACCAUUGACACCUCCACUGAGGCUUCCCUGGUGGAGAAAUCGAUCAACACGAUUAGGUUUUUGGCUGUUGAUGCUGUCGAGAAGGCGAAGUCGGGUCACCCCGGCCUGCCUAUGGGCUGUGCUCCAAUGGGUCAUAUCUUGUACGAUGAAGUCAUGAAGUACAACCCCAAGAAUCCUUAUUGGUUCAAUCGCGACAGGUUCGUUUUGUCCGCUGGUCACGGAUGUAUGUUGCAGUAUGCUCUGCUUCAUCUUGCUGGCUAUGAUAGCGUUAAGGAAGAAGACUUGAAGGAAUUCCGACAGUGGGGUAGCAGGACUCCUGGACACCCUGAGAACUUUGAGACUCCUGGUGUUGAAGUUACAACUGGUCCUCUUGGGCAAGGUGUUGCAAAUGCUGUUGGUUUGGCACUUGCAGAGAAGCAUUUGGCUGCCAGAUUUAACAAACCUGACAGUGAAAUUGUUGAUCAUUAUACAUACGUUAUCCUGGGAGAUGGUUGUCAAAUGGAGGGAAUUGCAAAUGAAGCUUGUUCCUUGGCUGGGCAUUGGGGACUUGGGAAGCUUAUUGCUUUUUAUGAUGACAACCAUAUUUCUAUUGAUGGUGACACUGAGAUUGCUUUUACCGAGAGUGUGGACAAGCGGUUUGAGGGUCUUGGUUGGCAUGUUAUCUGGGUUAAGAAUGGAAACACGGGUUAUGAUGAUAUACGUGCUGCCAUUAAGGAAGCAAAGGCUGUCAAAGACAAACCUACAUUGAUCAAGGUGACAACAACUAUUGGUUAUGGGUCGCCAAACAAGGCAAACACAUACAGCGUCCACGGGAGUGCACUUGGUGAAAAGGAAGUUGAUGCUACUAGGAAUAACCUUGGAUGGCCCUAUGAGCCUUUCCAUGUGCCUGAAGAUGUUAAAAAGCAUUGGAGUCGGCACGUGCCUGGGGGUGCUUCUUUUGAAGCUGAAUGGAAUGCCAAGUUUGCUGAGUACGAGAAGAAAUACAAGGAGGAAGCUGCAGAACUGAAGUCUAUCAUCAAGGGUGAAUUACCUGCUGGCUGGGAGAAAGCACUUCCAACAUACACUCCAGAGAGCCCAGCUGAUGCCACCAGAAAUCUAUCUCAACAAUGUCUUAAUGCCCUUGCAAAGGUUCUCCCAGGUCUUCUUGGUGGCAGUGCUGAUCUUGCUUCAUCCAACAUGACAUUGUUGAAAAUGUUUGGGGACUUCCAAAAGGACACACCCGAAGAGCGUAAUGUUAGAUUCGGUGUUAGGGAGCAUGGUAUGGGAGCCAUUUGCAAUGGAAUUGCUCUUCACAGCCCUGGGCUGAUUCCAUACUGUGCUACUUUCUUUGUGUUCACUGACUACAUGAGAGCUGCCAUGAGGAUUUCUGCCUUGUGUGAAGCUGGUGUUAUCUAUGUUAUGACCCACGAUUCCAUUGGUCUUGGAGAGGAUGGACCAACCCACCAGCCAAUUGAACACUUGGCAAGCUUCCGUGCCAUGCCUAACAUCUUGAUGCUCCGUCCAGCUGAUGGAAAUGAAACAGCUGGUGCAUACAAAGUUGCUGUCGAGAACAGGAAGAGACCUUCUAUCCUCGCUCUGUCCCGGCAAAAGUUGGCUCAACUUCCUGGAACAUCUAUCGAGGGAGUUGAGAAAGGUGGCUACAUUAUUUCUGACAAUUCUUCAGGUAACAAACCUGAUGUAAUUUUGAUUGGAACUGGUUCUGAAUUGGAAAUUGCUGCUCAGGCUGCUGAGGUACUCCGAAAGGAAGGAAAGGCUGUUAGAGUUGUAUCCUUUGUUUCUUGGGAGCUCUUUGAUGAGCAAUCAGAUGCCUACAAGGAAAGUGUUUUGCCAGCUGCUGUUUCAGCUAGGGUUAGCAUUGAAGCUGGGUCAACAUUCGGUUGGGAGAAGGUUGUCGGAAGCAAAGGAAAGGCCAUCGGCAUUGACCGGUUUGGAGCUAGUGCACCAGCAGGCAAAAUAUACAAAGAGUUUGGGAUUACAGCAGAGGCUGUUGUUGCAGCAGCUAAAGAAAUUUCCUAGGCUUUUCAUGAUACACGCUGAUUUGGGUUUAGGGCGGAGAUUACAAAUCGAGAGGCCAAUCGCAAGAGAUCUGUAUUGCACCAUUGUCUCAUUUGUUUCAAUAAAAAGCAAGAUAAGAUUAAUUUUCUUUUGCUUCUUAUAAUUCUUAAGCAGAGUGGCAAAGAUUGGGAGAAAGAGAAUUAGGCUUUUUAUGGAUGUUAAUGCAUAUGUAAACAACUCUUUUUGCCUAUCCGAGUUUUGUACUGUUUGUGGUUUACUUCCAUGGAGUCUGACAUUCUUCA